AUGGAUCCGUACUCGCACGAAGGAGAACUCUUGAACAUCCACACAGCCUUCCACGCCGGAGCCCACCAACAGGUCCUCGACUUCGACACGUCUGGCUUCUCCUCCGAAAACGCGCUUCCCGUCCGUGUUCUCCAGCUUCGCUCACAGAUCGCCCUUGGCCAAGCUAAAGAGGUCGCUUCUUCCCUGGCCAAGGAAAGCACACCCGACCUCGUAGCUGUACGGUUACUCGCUGAAUACAGUACCGGCAAGGAUGUGUUGGUAGACGUGAAGAAGCUGGCUGAAAAGGAGGGUCAAGAGAACCUGACCGUGCAAUUGGUGGCAGGAAUCAUAUUAGAACGGUCUGGGGAGACGGAAGAGGCAUUGGAUGUGUUGAGCAAGCACCAGGGAAGCUUAGACGCUGUUGCGUUGAUCGUUCAGAUACACCUCCAGCAGAACCGAAUGGACCUCGCCUUGAAGGAAGCCCAGCGCGCACGGAAGUGGGCACAAGACAGCCUCUUGGUCAACCUUGCUGAAUCAUGGGUGGGGUUGCGUGAGGGCGGUGAGAAGUAUCAGUCGGCGUUCUACGUCUUCGAAGAGCUCGCACAGACAUCGCAAUCGCAAUCGCCACACUCCCUCGUCGCACAAGCAGUCUCGGAACUACAUCUCGGCCGUCUACCCGAAGCUGAAGCCGCGCUGCAACAGGCAGUGCAACUCGACCCCAAAAAUGCGGACACGCUUGCGAACCUCAUCGUGCUGAAUACGCUGUUGGGCAAGAAGGAGGAGGUUGCACAACUGAAGGGGCAACUUGCGGGUAUUGACAGCGAGCACAAAGUCUUGACAGAAUGGGCGGAGAAGAAGCAGGCGUUUGAUCAAGCGAGAACGAAAUAUACCCCAAAAUUUGAGGCCACAGCUUAG
This is a messenger RNA of Didymosphaeria variabile, 894 nucleotides long. RefSeq lists its product as uncharacterized. The record is from RefSeq and is a predicted model, not a curated record. Gene Ontology annotation, cellular component: COPI vesicle coat. Gene Ontology annotation, biological process: retrograde vesicle-mediated transport, Golgi to endoplasmic reticulum; intra-Golgi vesicle-mediated transport; endoplasmic reticulum to Golgi vesicle-mediated transport. Gene Ontology annotation, molecular function: structural molecule activity; protein binding. The coding region runs from base 1 to 894 and encodes 297 amino acids. The transcript is spliced from 4 exons. NCBI's taxonomy places the organism in Eukaryota, Fungi, Ascomycota, Dothideomycetes, Pleosporales, Didymosphaeriaceae.